Messenger RNA from Ornithorhynchus anatinus (platypus), 1395 nucleotides. It is a transcript of the gene HSPBP1, whose product is annotated as HSPA (Hsp70) binding protein 1. The transcript has 8 exons. The record is from RefSeq and is a predicted model, not a curated record. NCBI's taxonomy places the organism in Eukaryota, Metazoa, Chordata, Mammalia, Monotremata, Ornithorhynchidae. Bases 185 to 1234 code for a protein of 349 amino acids.
CCGGCCAAGAUGGCGGCGCCCAGAAGGGGCCCCGGCGACCGGGCUCGGCGCUAGGGCGAGCGAGCGGCCGAGGCGUCCCCGCCCAGCCGGGGCGGGCGGCGCGAGGAGGAGGAGCCGCACCUCUCCUUAAUUCCCUCUGCAGAAUUCCCAGCUCUUGCGUCCAGUCCUGCCGCCCCCCUCCGUCAUGGCAGACGGGGGUCCCGGGCCCAGCGGGCCUCCCCUCGCCCUCCCGCCAGCUCAGGGCAGCUCGGCGCGCUCCUCCCCGCGCCCCCCGCCCCCGAGGACCUUGCAGGGUCUGCUGCAGAUGGCCGUCACCGCCGGACCCCCCGGCCCGCCCCCCGCCCACGAGCCCAUGUCGGAGGAGAGGCGUCAGUGGCUGCAGGAGGCCAUGUCCGCUGCCCUGAGGGGGCCCUCGGAGGAGGUGGAGCAGAUGAAAAGCUGCCUGAAGGUCCUGGUGCGGCCCGAGCCGCUCUCCGGCCCCGACACCGAACUGACCGCCGACCAGCAGGAGCGCGAAGGGGCCCUGGAACUGCUGGCCGAUCUCUGCGAGAACAUGGACAACGCUGCUGAUUUCUGCCAGCUGUCGGGGAUGCACGUGCUGGUGGGUCGCUACCUGGAGGCGGCGGCGGCGGAGCUGCGCUGGCGGGCGGCCCAGCUGGUGGGCACCUGCAGUCAGAACGUGGCGGCCAUCCAAGAGCAGCGUGCUGGCCUCGGGGCCCUCCGGAAGCUCCUCCGCCUCCUCGACCGGGAUCCCAGCGACGCCGUCCGGGUCAAGGCUCUCUAUGCCAUAUCCUGCCUGGUGCGGGAGCAGGAGGCGGGCCUGCUGCAGUUCCUGAGACUGGAUGGCUUUUCCGUGCUCAUGCGGGCCAUGCAGCGGCCCGUGCGCAAGCUCAAGGUCAAGUCGGCGUUCCUCCUGCAGAAUCUGCUGGGACGCACCCCAGAGUACAAAGGCACCCUGUGCUCGAUGGGAAUGGUGCAGCAGCUGGUGUCCCUGAUCCGGACAGAGCACAGUCCUUUCCACGAGCACGUCCUGGGGGCCCUCUGCAGCCUGGUGACGGAUUUCCCUCAGGGAGUGAAGGAGUGUCGGGAGCCCGAGCUGGGGCUGGAGGAGCUUCUGAGGGAGCGCUCUCAACUGCUGCGGGAACACGAGGAGUUCCAGGAAGAGCUGGAGUUCUGCGAGAAGUUGUUACACAUCUGUUUCUCCUCCCCCACGGACGACAGCAUGGACCGGUGAACCGAGCGGAGGGCGGGGAGGGAAGCAGGUCCCCUCUUCCCUCCUCUCCUCUCGUCCCAGGAGAGGGACUGGGGAUUGACCCUCCCGCCUUGGGGAGGAUCCCGUCCCGUUAAACUCUCCUACCGCCUGACCUGUUUUACCAAUAAAUUUAUCUGUCUCAA